This is a messenger RNA of Daldinia loculata, 1473 nucleotides long. RefSeq lists its product as uncharacterized. The coding region runs from base 1 to 1473 and encodes 490 amino acids. The transcript is spliced from 2 exons. Lineage: Eukaryota; Fungi; Ascomycota; Sordariomycetes; Xylariales; Hypoxylaceae. The record is from RefSeq and is a predicted model, not a curated record.
AUGACUUCGACUUUCAUCGUUAGAUACUUUAACCCCAAUAUCUUCUUACUAAUCGCCAUAAUAUCAAUCAGCAUUGCCUUCAUCAAGCAUCCAGUGUACACGAAAUAUACGCGAACAGAUAUCAUUAACGAGGAAACAAGCCUGAACGAUCUCUUAGUUACGCCCACUCGUCCAGCACGCACUGAUAACACUCUGGACUAUGCAAGAUGCGCGGCGCUACAUAACAAGUUGGUCGAAUACGCUUGGGUAGCGGAAGGGCGCGAAAUAAGUGACUUGGAGCGACACUCGUUCUUCCAUCACUAUGGUAACCAAGCAAAUGAAAUCAGGAGACGACUUGAUCCUGCUCUUGUGACUUUCUUAGAAUCCAUCAUAGUAGCCGAGCAGCUGCCACCUUUUUUCUUCUGGGUUGAAGGCAUCUCACCGCCCGCUUCUAUGUUUGCUGAUGAUGAUACUCUAUAUUAUGAUGCAAUGAGUGAGCCCGGACGUUUUCUCAUUUUAUAUAACACAAAUCCGGGCUUGGUAGAACACGCGAUGGGUUUAAUAUACGACCAGCAACUCCAUUGUGCUACCAUGGCUCUCGGAAUUGAGGAUAUCGACUUCACCCAACCAGUUGAGAGACAUCGUCAGCUGUGGCAUCCGCUUGAGACGAUACUCAGCAACUGGUGGCACAUGGUUCAAAUAGGCAAGAUCACAGCUUCUCGGGACGGUGCACCUAAUGAGAAGCAUGGCCCCUGGGUCUGGCAUUCCUACGGUCCGACGCAAGUAGUUAGUGCAAUUGCCUCAUUCGAACGACUUGCAAAAGCUAUUGAAUACCGUAUCUCACCUGACAAACUCUUACCUAUUUCCAACGAGCCCUUGCUCAGUCACACUGACCUAGAUGAAGCCUCUGUUCCGAAUCCAUGCUUCAUUCGCUCAUUCCUAUCAAGUGUUCGCCGACCACGAUUUGACCGAAUUGCUCCAGGUUUAGCUAUUCCUCAUAACCCAACCGUGUUUGCAGCCAAUCAAAGGUACACCACUAUAAAUAUUAGCUCUGAGCACAGUACCAUCAUUCCACCUGUCCUUAUCUUCGCAUCGGUGGAGAGGCGGAUCGUGAGUUUAACAUCUACCAAUUCCUACGUCUCGUUCAAUCCAUUCUGUCCGGCAUCUAGCAAGGACAUGCCCUUAGAUGGUCAGUCGAUCCUCUCCGGACUCUACUCGGAAUCUGUAGAACGUUUCUCUGGAGACAAUGCUGAAGAGGGCUUCCGGCUCUUGCUUCCAUUUCCUCUUCGUGUCCUUGGCGAAGAGCAUGGCGCAAGGAAGAGCGAUAUGAACCUAGUAGAAAAGAAAAGUGUAGCGGAUCUGUUCCAGCACGGCUUUAAACCGUUUGGAGGCGAGUGGUGGCGGGCACAGAGUGGCAUCGAAGGGAAUAUAGAUAUAUUUAAAGAGGCAGAUAGAGGCCGAUGGGCAGAUUAUCGCAUUGGCCCUAGUUGGUAA